Molecule: messenger RNA, 6078 nt
Organism: Onychostoma macrolepis
Lineage: Eukaryota; Metazoa; Chordata; Actinopteri; Cypriniformes; Cyprinidae
Gene: mybpc1
Product: myosin binding protein C1
Exons: 28
Coding region: 1974-5264 (1096 amino acids)
Molecular function (GO): protein binding
Source: RefSeq, a predicted model, not a curated record
AGCCUGUUGUACUUUGCUUCUUUUGGGAUUUACAGUUUCAUAGAUGUACAGUGACUAGAUCUGUUUCGGACACUUGACCAUAUUCAAAUUGACUUGAAAAAUGCCAUUAAAUGAAAUCUAAAUAAAUAUUUAUAUCAAACCACAUAUGUCAGUUUUGCUAAUAUUUGUAAUGCACGUAUUUGACCAGUUUAGUCACUUUACAUCUAUGUGAGUGUGUGUGCAUGUGUAAGCAUUUGAGUUGAAGGUGGCUUCCUGAAGUCUUGCUGCUCUAGCCUAGCUGUGUUUGCUGUACAGAGGCUAAAGUGGCAACCAAAGACACAGAGGCCAUAGUGACGGCCACAGAACCAGAGGCAGCCGUGCCCAUGCCUGCUGCUGAGACCCCUUGCCCUGUAGUAAUUGUGGUGACUGAAAUAGAGCCAGUAGAGGGUGAGGUCACAGACCCACAGCCAAUAGUGACACAGCCUGUAGAGAACGGGCACAGUGAACCUGAGUCAACACAGGCUAAGAAGUUUACUAAGAAGGUGACUGAGGUAAAAGAAGAGGAGCCCGCCACUUCAAAAGUUUCCGCACCUUCAAUGAAGAAGUCUGCUGAUACAAAAGCUACUCCUAUAAAAGGUAUUGUAUGACAACGGAGGACAGAGAAGUAUAUCAGUCAGUGUGUGUUUUGUGUGGAGAUGUGUGUAUACGUGCUUUGAGCAUUUAUACUCGCUGUGUUUCCUCGGAAGCUUUAAUAAUGUGGCAUUCAGACAUUCAUAGCAACAAAAUAAAUCUUCUGCAAUAAUUGAAGCACAGCUUUUCUCGGUGUAUUGCAAAAUGCUCAUGGGUUUCACUGGCAAGCCAAAAUAUAACCUCACACUUCCUUCCAUCCACAUGUGUGUUGCUUCACGGCCCGGCGGGCCAUCAGAUAAGCUUGUGGUUGUAUACAUAUCGCUUCUGUCUUGCAAAACACACUCUUAUCCUCACACACGUAUACACAGUCACAACAAAGUCACAUACCAUUCCUGUCAUGCUUGUCCAAGACACUGGCAAACAUUCCCAGCUUUCCAUCUUUUACUUGUAAGCGGGUUCAUGCUGAAUUUAAAGUUCAUGUAUGCAUGCUGUGUUCGGUCUACGGCUGGAAAUGGAGGUCAGUGAUAGGUUGGUGUAUGUGUCAAUCAUACCUUUAUUUCAGAUAAAGAUGAUGAUGUCACCGCCAGCACUCCAUCACCUCCACCUCCAGCAGGUUGGUAACCAUGACGACCCAUCCUCAUCAAAUCACUGUUUACACUUCUUUACUAAUGUUGUUGCUUUAAAAUGCCAGGUGAGCUUUUGAAAUUCAAAAUGCAAAUACUUUAGAAGAAUGAGAGAAUAAAACCAGCUAAAAAAAUUAAUAUUUACAGCUCGAAACUCGCAAAGGAACGUAUCUGCAAAAACACAUGCACUUCAAGUUUGUGAUUUUUGCCUGAUUCCUACAAGCAUUUAGACCCUUUAUAUAAUAUACGAUCAUAUCUAUAUAAAGGAAGGGAUGCAGAAGACAUCUGAUGUGUAUACGGUAUUUAUACACAUAAUGCUUGUACAGAAAUGCAUAAUUCAUGUUUUUGCAUAUAAUACAAUGUUUUAUAUGUAUUGUAAAUUUAAAGUAAAAAUCAUGCAAAAUUAAGGAAAAAAGGGAAUUCAUAAAGGAAGAAAAUUAAUUAAUUAAAAAAAGCUGUCAAAAUAUGCAGCAUAUUAUUAAAAUUGAACUUUUCAGGUUUUAGGUCAAGAAACAGCCCUUCACUUGGUUAAAACAGAUACUCAUAAUAAAUAAUAUUUUGUUUUCUUUCACAGAGGAUGGCAGCACUCCCAAGAAACUUUCUAUUGACCUUCCUAAUGAUAGCGACCCUGAGUCAACCAGGGGGAGAAAAGACUCAGUGUGGUCUCUGGGGGACGGACAACCUCCCGAGGAGAUCGACAAACAGAUUGAGACUCCGCCGCACUCGACUCUGUUGAUUGAAAUGCCUCAGACUGCUUCCAUCAAUGUAGGUGGAGACAUCACCUUCGUUGCUAAGGUGGAGGCCAAAGACUUGCUUCGUAAACCAACCAUUAAGUGGUUCAAGGGCAAGUGGAUGGAUCUGGCUAGCAAGACUGGGAAGCAUCUGCAGCUUAAAGAAUCUUUCGAUCGCUUUACCAAGAUUCACACCUUUGAGAUGCACAUUAUAAAGGCGAAGGAGAACUAUGCAGGGAAUUACAGAUGCGAGGUCACCUACAAAGACAAAUUUGAUAGCUGCUCUUUUGACCUGGAGGUCAAAGAAGUCUCAGACAGUUCUCAAAGCAUUGACAUCCGCUCAGCUUUCAAAAGAAGCAGUGAAGGCCAAGACGAUGCAGGCGAGCUUGACUUUAGUGGGCUUCUCAAACAUAGGGAGCACAAGCAAGAGGAAGUUCCUGAGGUGGAUGUGUGGGAGAUUUUGAAAAAUGCCCGACCUGAUGAAUAUGAGAAGAUUGCUUUCACAUAUGGCAUCACCGAUCUCAGAGGCCUGCUGAAAAGACUGAAGAAAGCAAAAAAGGAAGAGAAAAAGAGUGAAGCAUUUGCCAAGAGACUGGAACCUGCGUAUCAGGUGGACAAAGGUGGAAAGAUUCGGUUAGUUGUGGACCUUGCUGACCCGACCGUGGAAUUAAAAUGGUACAAGAAUGGACAAGAGAUCCGCCCUACUCCAAAGUUUAUCUUUGAGCACAAAGGCACUCAGCGGAUAAUGGUUAUUAACAACUGUCAGAUGAACGAUGAUGCUGCCUACUCAGUCACUGCAGGAGAAGAGAAGUGCACCACUGAACUGUUUGUGAAAGAACUGCCUGUGAACAUAGUGAAAAAGCUGGAGCCUGUAAAAACCACAGUGAACGAGAGAAUUGAACUGGAGUGUGAAGUGUCUGAGGAAGGAGCCAAAGUUAAAUGGAUGAAGAAUGGGGUGGAGGUCCCCACAGGGGUGCGCUCACGGUACCGUGUGAAAAGCGAGGGAACCAAACACUGGCUGAUCAUUGACGACGCCACAAAGGAUGACACUGGCACCUACUCCCUGAUGGCCACCGGGGGCACCACUGAAGCGCACGUUCAAGUUGAUCUGAAGCCUCUGAAGAUUUUAAUGGAUCUACAGAGUGUGACGGUGAAGUUGGGUCAACCUCUUAAAUUGAACUGUGAGAUUUACCCUGGAAACAUCCCGGGCCGCUGGUACAAGAACGGCCAGCUGAUCCAGCCUAGCGAACGCCUCAACAUUGUACACAGAACCAAGAAUCACAGCCUUGACAUUGAGAGCUCCACCAUUCAUGAUGCCGGCGACUAUACCUUUGUUCCUGAGGGAUACACGCAGACGCUGUCUGCCAAAGUGCACAUCAUAGAUCCUCCCAGGGUGCAUUUAGAGGCACUGAAUGCCCAGGACAACACGGUGACCAUUGUGGCUGGAAACAAACUCCGCCUGGAGAUCCCUAUUAGUGGAGAACCGGCACCCAGAGUCGUGUGGAUGAAGGGAGAACGGGUCAUCCUUGACUCAGGAAAUCGGGUUCGUGCAGAGACAUUUGCAGAUCACACCUGCCUCACUAUUGAUGUUGCAGAAAGAGAAGAUACUGGAAACUACAAGAUCGUCCUUCAGAACGAAGCUGGAGAGGACACAGCUAGUGUUAAAAUCAAAGUUGUUGAUAUCCCAGAUCCCCCUAUGGCUCCUCAGGUUACUGAUGUGGGUGGAGAUUGGUGCACUAUGAUAUGGGAGCCGCCACACUAUGAUGGUGGUUCCCCCAUCCUUGGAUAUUUCAUUGAGCGAAAGAAGAAACAGAGCUCUCGAUGGAUGAGGCUGAACUUCGACCUUUGCAAAGAGACCACCUUCGAGCCAAAAAAGAUGAUUGAAGGUGUGCCAUACGAGGUGCGAAUCUUUGCGGUUAACGCUAUCGGCGUCUCCAAACCCAGUGAACCCUCCAAACCUUUCAUUCCCCUGGCUGUGACCAGUGAACCUACAAUGCUGGUGGUGGAUGACGUCACAGAUACCACAGUGACCAUGAAGUGGAGACCCCCAGACACCAUCGGUGCCGCUGGACUUGAUGGCUACCAAGUUGAAUACUGCAUUGAAGGAACUGACGAAUGGAUACUUACUAAUAAAGAGCUGAUUGAAAAAACGAGGUACACUAUAACCGGUCUGCCAGUGGAGGCCAAGAUCUUGGUGCGUGUCAAGGCCAUAAAUGCUGCUGGGGCCAGUCCACCACGCACAACCCAACACUCCAUACUGGUCAAAGAGGUUAUCGAGCCUCCUAAGAUUCGCAUACCGCGACACUUGAAGCAGACGUACAUUCGAAAGGUUGGCGAAGUCGUCAACCUCGUCGUGCCAUUUGUGGGUAAACCUAGGCCAAAAGUCAAUUGGUUGAAGGAGGGUCAGCCGAUUGAACAAACCAUCAGCAUUCGCAACUCAGAUUGUGACAGCAUCAUGUUCAUCCGCAAAGCUGAGCGCAAGCACUCUGGGAAAUACGAACUGAGCGUACAAGUGGAGAAUCAUAUCGACACGGCCACACUGGACAUCCAGAUAGUCGAUCUUCCAGGCCCACCACAGGCUGUAAAGAUCGAUGAGGUCUGGGGGAAUAAUGUAGCACUGGACUGGAACCCACCCAAGGACAACGGCAAUGCACCCAUAAUAGGCUACACCAUCCAGAAAGCUGAUAAAAAGACAAUGGAGUGGUACACAUGUAUAGAGCACUACCAUCGUACCUGCAUCACAAUCUCAGAUCUGGUGGUGGGUAAUGAGUAUUUCUUCAGGAUCUACUCAGAGAACAUGGUGGGCUUGAGUGAAAGUGCCACUGCCACUAAAGACAGUGCUCUGAUCGUGAAAGAAGGCUUGCAACUGAAAAUCCCAGAGUAUAAUGACCGCAACUUCACCGAGCCGCCCACUUUCACUCAGCCGCUUAUCAACACCUUCGCUAUCGCAGGGUACAACGCCACCCUGAACUGCAGCGUGCGCGCCAAUCCUCGGCCCAAGGUAAUCUGGAUGAAAAACAAGAUUACCAUCAUAGACGAUCCACGUUACCGCAUGUUCAGCAACCAGGGUGUGUGUACGCUUGAGAUCCGCAAGCCCAGCCCGUUUGACGGAGGUGUUUACACCUGCAAGGCUGUCAAUGACCUCGGAGAGGCUCAGGUGGACUGCAAACUAGAGGUCAAAGGAGGUUUUACAUUCUUUGAGCUGAUGAAGCGAGGCGUUCCCUUACACCUCAUUGAUAAGUACAUGAACGAGUCGAAGACCUCUGAGAAGUCAGAGUCAGAGAAGAAGGGAUCAAUCUGAGGGCUGACUCGCCCAAUCAUUACCCAGAAAUCCCUGUCACUACUACAAAUAAUGGCACAUGUGUCUAAACUUUGGCAUGGUAUGCUGUGUUCAGACAUGGAUCUAUAGUUCUAGAAAACUCUGCGUCUGUCACUGUGCGAUCAUGUAAAGCUGUGUUUUAAGAAAUGCCACUGGAACUCAAAUGCAUGACUUCAGUAAACUGGAUGGUUGCUUCAAAAUAUAUCACAAAUAAUAGACAUUUUAUUGUGGAAAAUCUAGAGCAGUCAGUUACAGAUAUGGUAAUGUGGUUCAUUUACGUUUUUUCUGGGUUUGGGAGACAAGGGUGGUCCGAAAUGAGCACAAGUUUUGCUGUUUCUGUCUUUAUUUUAUUUUCUUGUUUGAUUUCCCCCUGAGUUUCCCCAACCCCUUUCCUUUGUUCUUUAAUGAAUGUACUGAAAUCUUACUUAGAUAUCCAAUAUCAAUACUGUGCAACUAUCAUCAGACAUGAGACGAGAUCUGAACGUUACAGAAAAUGUUGCAUUUGUCUAAGGAUACAAGCCAAUGUUCAUUCUAGCAUGACAGUUGAAUAAAUGUCUCUGUAUGAAAAACAAUGGAUUCUUUUUUGUUUUAAAAAGCCUAUAUUAUUUUGAUGAAGACAGCAAGAUUGGGUAACACUGUUCUUUGGGCAUAAAAGAUGUUUGCAUACUGCAUUUCCAUCUCAGUCUAUAUUUAUAUUAUUAUUUAUAUUUAUAUAUGUUAAUAAAAACUAAACCCUAUUUUUUUGUGGCCUUGCAAGCACUGGAAUUUCCAUUAGGAUAUGCAAGUCGAGUUACCU